Messenger RNA from Notothenia coriiceps (black rockcod), 334 nucleotides. RefSeq names its product mRNA-capping enzyme-like. NCBI's taxonomy places the organism in Eukaryota, Metazoa, Chordata, Actinopteri, Perciformes, Nototheniidae. Gene Ontology annotation, molecular function: mRNA guanylyltransferase activity. Gene Ontology annotation, biological process: 7-methylguanosine mRNA capping. The transcript has 2 exons. The annotation marks the transcript as partial. The record is from RefSeq and is a predicted model, not a curated record.
UGAAGGUGUUCACUGCACGCAUGGCUUCAACCGGACUGGCUUUCUGGUGUGUGGGUACCUGGUGGAGAAGAUGGACUGGAGCGUGGAGGCAGCCGUGGCGGCGUUCACGCAGGCCCGGGCCCCCGGGAUCUACAAGGGAGAGUAUCUCAAAGAGCUUUUCCGUCGUUAUGGAGAAGAGGAGGAUUCACCCCCUGCCCCCGCGCUCCCCGAGUGGUGCUUCGACGACGAUGACGAGGAGGACGUGGACGACGAUGGAAAGUCUGUGGGCCAGGAUUCGGGCCCCAGCUCCUCGGGGUCAUCGGCUGGCAAACGAAAGAAAGAAAAGAUCAAGCUG